Molecule: messenger RNA, 357 nt
Organism: Populus nigra (black poplar)
Lineage: Eukaryota; Viridiplantae; Streptophyta; Magnoliopsida; Malpighiales; Salicaceae
Exons: 1
Coding region: 1-357 (118 amino acids)
Source: RefSeq, a predicted model, not a curated record
AUGGCAGCUCUCUCAAUAGUUCAUUCUCUCCAUGGUAGUUAUAGUUCAAUUCAAGAACUGAAAACCAGAAACUGCCCGAGAAUCCUCAUUCUUUUGUCUUGCCAAAGAGGCGAGCCAAUAGACACCUCCAGCUCAAAACCAAAGAAAGAAAUCAAGCAAGACAAGCAACUGGUGAGGCAACUCUUUGGUAGUGUAGAGAACUUUGGGAAGGGAUUGAAGGACAAUUUGAGCCCUAAGCGGAAGGGUGACUGGAAAGACGUGAUGCUGAUGAGUUUGUCAUUUGCUGUUUAUGUGUACAUGUCCCAAAAGAUUGUCUGUGCAUAUUGUGCUUGGAUGUCCAUGCUCAAGCAAUGGUAG